UCAGUUACUCACAGAAACGCGUGGCGGGAGCGCGCUUUUUUGACAUAAACAUUGUUCAAAGUAAUGAACUAUUAAUAGUUAAGCCACUUAUUAAUCAGACGGUGCAACGUUCCAAAUAUCUGUGUUAACUUGGUCGUGUUAAAAUCUAGUGUGUGGACGUUUAAAAAUUAUUUACUAAGGAUAUCGUUUAUUGGAACUAUUUAUCUACGGAGCCAUGCCGGCGACGUUAUCAGUGCGCGAAGGAUCAUUCACUCGCUACGCCGUUUAAAACAUCUUGAUUAUAAACGUACAUCCCAUAUUAAAACUUUAAAAUUUCAUAAGAGAAAUAGUGCACUAACUUUGUGGGUGUUAUUUUGUGGGCGGCCAUUUUGUAGUGCAGUGAACUCUUGUGACAAAAUGGCGACAACGGGCAGUGAGAUGUGGCUGCAAUGGUUCGCGUGCUGCUACCAACCGGCAGCUCAGGCGCAGCGCACGCGACGGAGAAUAGACCGCUCUAUGAUAGGAGCACCUACGAAUUUCCAACAUACGGGACACAUAGGAUCUACGGACGUCGAUAUGCCAUCGUCAUUGCUGCACACGAUACAGAACCAAAUGCAGAGCAAAGGUGGCUACGAAAUGCCUUAUGGAGUUAAGGUGUACUAAUGCUGUUUGGACUUUAGUGAACCAACCAACGUGUUAUCGUAUGAUCUUAUAUACUAUAUUUAUUAUUGAAAAUAGAAAUUAAGUUAUAAUUUUAAGAUACAGUGUACAUAAGUCAUGACCGAAUUCGGUGAAAAAAAAA
Messenger RNA from Papilio polytes (common Mormon), 781 nucleotides. It is a transcript of the gene Spec2, whose product is annotated as CDC42 small effector protein homolog. Gene Ontology annotation, cellular component: plasma membrane. Lineage: Eukaryota; Metazoa; Arthropoda; Insecta; Lepidoptera; Papilionidae. The coding region runs from base 397 to 642 and encodes 81 amino acids. The transcript has 4 exons. The record is from RefSeq and is a predicted model, not a curated record. Gene Ontology annotation, biological process: regulation of Rho protein signal transduction. Gene Ontology annotation, molecular function: small GTPase binding.